Saprolegnia parasitica CBS 223.65 is the source of this 815-nucleotide messenger RNA. RefSeq lists its product as hypothetical. The coding region runs from base 4 to 759 and encodes 251 amino acids. The transcript has a single exon. NCBI's taxonomy places the organism in Eukaryota, Oomycota, Saprolegniomycetes, Saprolegniales, Saprolegniaceae. The record is from RefSeq and is a predicted model, not a curated record.
GCCAUGUCGGUCCACCUCAUGCGCCUCAACAGCAUCCUCGACGACAGCAGCCGGAGCUACUUUGAGCUCGAGGACAGCGCCAGAAGCGGCGUCGCAUGCGAGUUUGGCGUCGUGAAGGACCCGACCCUCAUGGACAAGCUCACGGGCCAUGCGAACCACGCGACGCUCCUUGUGCGCAUCGACGACGGCUCGAUUACGACCACGGGCCACGACGGCGAGCAGCAGCGCAUGUCGACUAGCGAUCUCUGGACGAAGCUACAUGGCAAGCGAGAGGUGUGGCUGGGCACGACGUCCAGCGACGACGCGCCCACCAAGCACCACACCACGCUCGCGUUCGAGUCGCGGCUCGCGGCCGUCGAAUUCUGUGGCGCCGUCGACCUCAUUCAGCACAUUGCGUAUUUGCGCCAGCCGCAUCGCGCGAGCGCCAUGCGUGGCGACGCUGUGCUGCGCCACCACCUCGAAGCCACGCUGCGUUUUGUUGAGGAAAUGUGGACGCUGGCCAUGUGGCGCGAGCUCUGGCCGUACUCGAACAUGGCCGAGAUCCUUCAAGCGUGCUUGGACGACCUCGGUGCUAUCGACGCCACUCCAGCGCAAGUCCGAAGCCGCCUCGCUGAAAUCUACGAUACGUUCUACACGCAGGCCAACAUGACGCUCUUCGUCGAGCGCGACGGCGUCCGCUUCUAUCGACCCUCGUACAUUGGCCUCCUCGUCGCCAAGGUCAAGGCCGCCAUGAGCCACAUUGCGAUGUACGCACGCUAGUUUUAGGAGACUUUUCGAUAGACCAACAGGAUUGUAAUACUACUUGGUAUUUAGAC